Ctenopharyngodon idella (grass carp) is the source of this 6726-nucleotide messenger RNA. Its product is annotated as polymeric immunoglobulin receptor. The record is from RefSeq and is a predicted model, not a curated record. Bases 2105 to 3151 code for a protein of 348 amino acids. The transcript is spliced from 17 exons. NCBI's taxonomy places the organism in Eukaryota, Metazoa, Chordata, Actinopteri, Cypriniformes, Xenocyprididae.
UACACUGAACGCUUCCUUACUGUUCGCCUCAGUUCAACUCUGAAUCAUCCCUCAGGUAGACCAGCUCUGUGAAAUCCACAGGAACCUUCGCAUCUGCUCAAACUCCACAGGUGAAAUAAAUAUAGUCCUGCUAAGAUCGGCUCAUUCUCACUCUGCCAGCAUGAUGAUGGCGACUCUACUAGUUAUGUUCCUCGUCAAACACUCUUCAGGAACUCAAGACAUUCAUACAGUCAGUAAAAUAUCUGUUCAACAACAUCAAACUAUCAUAAUCCCUUGUUUAUAUGAUCAGAAAUAUGUUAGUAACAUAAAAUAUAUGAGUUCUGGAAGUUCUUGGUACUUCAGUAGACCUGUAAUACACGACAGAAUGUCUUUUGUGGAUAACCAAACAGAAACAAUUUUUACGGUAACGUUGAAGAACGCUGACAUGAGAGACACUGGCAAAUACUGGUGUGGGAUCAGCAUACCUGGAUCUGAUCCUGCCGCAAGACUUUACUUGGAGGUUAUAAAAGAUAAACCCAGACUCCAUGUCUCCAGUCAAUACGUGUCAGGAUAUGAGGGUGGGAACGCUGUCGUCGUCUGUCACGGGGCGUCACAGUGGUGUCAGAUCGGAGGCUCUUGUGUUCAGACAAAUGAAGGAACCUCAAAUAAAACUGUAGUGUAUGUCAGUGGUGAUGCUCUGAAUGUGACCUUGCGCGAGCUGAAGACAGAGGACGGAGGAUGGUACUCCUGCUCUGAUGGAGAAUCACAGAUGCCGGUUUAUAUUACCGUGAGGAAGGCCCCAUAUACAAGACGAGACCCUGUUCAGUAUACAGGUCACACCACAGCAUCCGUUCAAGAGAAUCCUGUGCUGAAGCGCGUCCCGUGGCUCGUCAUUCUGGGGGUGAUGCUGCCCGUAAUCGUCUGCGCAGCGGUGAUACUGAUCAAAGUAAACUACAAAAGAAAACAAAGAGUUGAAAUGUCAAAUCCUUCUGAAGGCAUGAACAAUCAUCACUUGCCCAAAGGAAAUGAUCAGGUUACGUGUGAAAAUCUCUAUGAAGAGUCUGGAAUUAAACAAAACAUUCAGGGUAAUGAGAAAAACGAGGAGGCAACAUGUGACAGUCUCUAUGAAAUCAUGUCUGGAACUAAACAAAACAUUCAGGAAAAUGAGAAAAACAGCGAGGCUGAAAAUCUUUAUGAAAUCAUGACUGGAAUUAAACAAAACAUGCAGAUGACUGUGAUGGAUAAUAAAAACAUAUAUGAAUCUAUGGUCAGAAAAGUGAAAUAGUUAUAUAAUCAGACUUUUUAUAAUGUUUUAUAAUGUUGUGGAAUGUGUAUGAAAUUUAUAUUACGACUGUGAUGUGAAGUAAUGGUUAUCAGGUCACGCAUGUGAAUUUUGCUGGGAAUCGAGCGUUGCGAGCUCUACUGUUUGAGCUCAGGAAAAUAAAAAAUAAAAUAAAAUACAAUAUUCCCAUUUUGUGAAAAACAAAUAAAAAUGUUGUUCAAUGCUGUUUUAUAAACCAUAUGUUCUCAUGUUUACUUUUUUAGUAAUGUGUAAGAAAGUAUUAAUGUUAAAGGUUUACUGUUUUACCUGAUUUUUAUUUCUUUUCCCCCCAUAAUGCGAUUUUUGAAUUGUAUUAAAUCUAAUAAGGGUCAAUUUCACCUGGAACAUAACACUCAAACCCAGAAUUUUAACAUAAAUGUAUUGUUCUCUGUCUGUUUUAGUUCAUUCUGUCUCUCAGUGUCGUCUUCUCUGUACAGGAUCUUUAUUUUUUCACCGUUUCAGUUUGUGCUUGACCUGUGUGAGGAGUAAUGCAACGCCAGGGUCUGUGGCUUUAUUUUCAUCAAGUGGAAAAACUGUGGGUGUAACAUAGUGCUUAUUUCUUGUUUUUUGUCAUGCCUUUUAAAGACUUUUGUAGAGAAAAUGUCAAUAGCUGGUCUUUCAACAAACAAAUCCUUCUGUUCUUGCUUCGGGGGAAUGUAUCACCUGACUGUUAUAAAUAAAUAAUUAGUUUCGUCACACUAUCCACAAAUACUCUUGCAAAAUAGUGGUGGAGUGUUGCAGAAAAAGAGGAACUAGAGAUGGGAGAAGAUUUUCACAUGCAAACAUCUUCACAAUGAGACAACAAUGGAUCUAGGCUGUCUUCUCUUCAUCUGCAUCUUCACGAAUCUCUCAGGGGCUCAAGAUGUCACCACGGUCAGGAAAAUAUCUGUUCAGAAAGGACAGUCUGUCAUAAUUCCUUGUUUAUAUGAACAGAAAUAUGCAUUUUCAUACAAAUACUUGAGUGCUGGAGGCAUUUGGUUUUUGAGUAAUGAUAUAGCAUCCUUCGACCACCAUCACAAAAAGGUAUUGAUCUCUGACAACACGUCACGUAACGUCUUCACUGUCCGCUUCGAUGAUGUUCAGGAGUCGGCUCAGUACUGGUGUGCUGUUCAUAUUCCUUCUGGUUUUGAUAAACAUGCAGGCUUCUUCUUGGAUGUCACCGCAGGCCCUUCGAGUCUUUAUGUGAACCAUCAGGACGUGAGCGGAUCUGAGAACGGUAGCGUCACCGUCACCUGCUAUCAUCGUGGGCAGAGAGAUGUGAAAUGGUGUAAGUUUGCAGAUCGCUGCGUGACGGGGAGGUUUGGGACUUUAGAUGGAGCCUCGGUUGAGAUCAGAUCUGAUCAGAAACACAUGACUGUGACCAUGAGCGGACUGAAGAAGGAGAACACAGGCUGGUACUGGUGCUCAACAAACGACCAGCAGAUGCCUGUUCAUAUUACUGUACAUCAUACUCAGGCGCUGGUCACUGCAGAGACGGAUCAGAUCACACUCACCUACCGGAAGAGGACGGCUAUUUUAUUUCUGUUGCCUGUGGUUUUGGAAAUUCUCCUGAUCAUAAUCAUUUACUCAGCACUGAAACUGCUUACAUUUUGCAAAGAAAGAUGCUUGACAUCUGUGAAUGAAGAGGAAAGUCAGUACAUAACGAUGCACAGGAGCCGAUCCUCGCCCUCAUAUGGAGGUACUUCUGGAGAAGGACCUUAUGAAAUCAUGGCUGAACUCAAGAGAAACACUGAGCCUCAGAGAGAGUCGGAUUAUGCGAACAUCAGGGAGACGUGGCUCGGCAACAUCAGAAGUGAUCCUCUGAUUCAGCAGCCGUUCACUGGUCUUCCCUUAAAUCUCUACCAAGCCUGAGCACUGUUUUAAAGAGACUGUAUAAUAUAAAUAUUUGAUUUAUUUUUAUCACUGUUCAAUUAAUUCUAAUAUGCCCUAUAAAGGGUCCUCAUCUCUGCAGUUUAUGACGAGGUUUACUCAUGCUUCUGUAAUUACAUAUUCGUUCCUCAAGGGGGCCUCAGAGACAUUUAUCAUGAGUGUCAGAGGGACGUGAUGUUGUGCCUCCAUGAAUGUGUGUAUUUUGAUUACCAUGACUCUGUUUAACAGUAUUUUGUCAGUUUGUAAAUAGUGCAAUUUUAUGGAAGCCCAUUUCUGCCACAUAAGAAAAAAUGCUUUUCUAAAUCAUUACUAUGAGAUAAAAAUUAUGAAAUGAUGACGUACUAAGUCAUUUUUAUGAGAUGAAAAGCCAAAAUUAUGACAUAAGUCAGAAUUAUGACUUAUGUCACAUAGAAAGUCAUAAUUAUGACAAAGAAAGUCAUAGUUUUUAUCUUAUAAUUUUGACUUUUUAAUUUAAAAUUAUGACUUAGUGUGUCAUACUAUGGUUCUGAAACGUACCGGUACUACCGGUGUCAUGACAAAUCGGAUCCUCCCUCAAAAUCAGGUCUCCCCAAACUGUCAUUUAAUGAUUAUCCUAAGUAUAUACAAAUGAUAUUAAUUCAAAAUACACAUAUAGCUUACUAUAUAAUGCUUAAAGGGUUAGUUCACCCAAAAAUGAAAAUAAUGUCAUUAAUUACUCACCCUCAUGUCGUUCCACACCCGUAAGACCUUCGUUCAUCUUCAGAACACAAAUUAAGAUAUUUUUGAUGAAAUCCGAUGGCUCAGUGAGGCCUGCAUGUUUUGAAAUCGGCCAUCACUAUAUAAGUCGUUAUUUUGUGUUUUUUUGGCGCACCAAAAAUAUUCUCGUCGCUUUAUAAUAUUAAUGUUGAACCACUGUACUCACAUGAACUGAUUUAAAUAUGUUUUUAGUACAUUAAUGGAUCUUGAGAGAGGAAAUGUCAUUGCUGGCUAUGUAGGCCUCACUGAGCCAUCGGAUUUCAUCAAAAAUAUCUUAAUUUGUGUUCUGAAGAUUAACGAAGGUCUUACGGGUGUGGAACGGCAUGAGGGUGAGUAAUUAAUGACAGAAUUUAAAUUUUUGGGUGAACUAACCCUUUAAGGAAACACAUUAAUGCAUAAUAAAACCAACUGAACGUAAUUUCUUAACUGUUAAUUAAUAAAUAAUAAUAAUAAUCGCUUAUCUAUAUGCUAGUAUAUAAGCUAACUUAUACAGACGUAAAUGGUCAUUAUAAUGUAGCUGAAACAGUAUUUAUCAUAACAUGAUUUUGUAGGAAUCAGGCACAAAAGAGAGAACCUAUUAAAAGCAAUUUGAACCAAUGGAAUUGCUUGGGGUCCUAAAGGAGACCUGAUUUUGGGGAGUAAACACUUUUCUUUUUAACACUUUUUGAUUUUCUCAGUUUGUGUAAAUCUACUUAGGGUUCAGGGAAUUUCUUUUGUUCCACAUUAAUUUCACACAUGUCUGGUACAAAUAUGUGGCUUUGUUUUAUUAAAACAGUGUAUACUUUUUUCUUUAUUUACCCCGAAAGAAGGGAAGUGAAAUGUGACAACAUGCCCCAUAGGUGGGGCACAUUGUAACAUGACCAUAUGACAGCUAAAAAUUUUAUCUGACUUUAUUAAAAAUAUAUACGUGACAAACUAAAAUAUUUUGUCAAUAAAAGACAAUAUUUUUUUUUUUUCAUAUAAUUUUUUUUAUUUUAUUUAUUUUUUUUUUUUUAUAAUUCUAAUUUAAAUAAUUUUGUAGUUUGACAGGGAACACUCUCCAAAAUACAGCACUGGUCAAAACAAUACACCCAAACAGAUGAAGAAACAUAUCCAGACACUCAGAAAAACACAGAGCUGAACUCAACACUCCUCCCUCCAUCACAGCUCUACAGAACACCAGACAAAUAGACGAGACAGUACAAAUGCUGAACAUUUCUUGAAAUAAUAUUUUCUGGAUGUUCAGGUUCUUCCUCUCAGCCCUUAUUGACAUUUUUUCCCAAAAUUUUAUCAACAGAAAUUCAAAAAAAAGUUAAUUAUGCCAGUUAUAUCGUAACUGUAUAGAAUAGUGUAGUUCUAGUAGCGGGGCAGAUUGUAACGCAGUGUUACAACGAACCCUAUCUGUGCAACUGGAUUUUAACCCUGGUUAUUGUCUUCUGAUAGUUAGUGAAGCAUUAAAGAACUACCCAAACAACAGACAGGAGAUUAAAAUAAUAUCAGAUUUGUCUCAUUUUAAAUAAAAACAAAAAAUAUAGAUGAAAAAUUAGCUUAAGUAAGAAAUUUACUUUUGCUAUUGUUAAAUAAAUGUUCAGUGAUAUCUUCCAAAGAUUUUUGAAUUUUGGCGCAAUUUUUUUCUCUAUAUAUUGUCGAAAUGGCAACUAGUAAAUACGCUAAGUUUCUUCAUGCUAGCGUGUGUGGAAAUAUUUAAACCAUGUGUGUUACAACUAACCCCGCGUUAGUUUGUGCCUCAGUUUGUCACUACUCCGGUACCAGUUUGUACUAAAAAAAACGUUACCAGCUUUUCUGCAGUACCGGUACUGAGUACUCGCUGAAUAUACCCGACAUCAAAGGUUUCUAUUUACAGCAUGUUUUUAGAAGCGUUAAGUUUAACCAACAAAGGGUAAACACGAUGUAAAUUCAUUGUACAAUUAAGACUUUUUUAUUAUAACAGGAGUUUUCGUGAGAGUGCGGAAUUCAGUGAGCUUGUGCUUUAGAGAUUGAUGGGGCCGGUUCACACCAUCUUCAACACCGUCAAAUACGUGUUUUGAAUGUAAACGCGAUUCAUCAAUAGCGUAAUUUUGACCCUUUUGGCUUGCCAUAUCUCGUGCAUGACACACCGGCAUUCUAAAACGCGGCGCUCAAGAGAAAAGAUCUCACGUUUUUUGUCAUUCCACUGACCUGAAUCUUGCAUUUUUAACAGCAAAAAUGUGUUCUGUGUGGCAUAUAUAUAUAUAUAUAUAUAUAUAUAUAUAGGUAUAAUGAGCAGCAUUGCUCGUUUAUCUGCUGAAACAACAGACCAGCAUCAGUUGAUUAAGAUGCUUUUUUGUUUGUUUGUUUGCUUUUUCAGAAGGGUUAUGAUUGAGUCAUUUAUCACCGUUAUGAUAAAUAAUUAAUAAUUUAAUUUAAUUAAUUCUGACAGCAGCUGCCCUACAGCAUUUAGUAAUUGUUUCACCAUCUUGAGUGUUUCUCUCACCUCUCUGUUUCUUCAUAAAGCACUGAAUGAUUCAUGCUCUGACAGGUUAAACUACAUUUCACAAUUUAUGAAGAAAAUGUGGGUGGCAGUUACAAUUUUCUCAUUAUUGUGAAUGUCUGAAGAUUUCCUAUAGUAUUUCCUACCUUUUUGUAAAACAAGUGCGUUUAAUUGUACUGAAUGUGCAGUUUAGUGUACUUCAAAUCUUAUAGUAUAUUUUAAAAAACUGUACUUUUUACAAUUUCAUGACUGAAAGUGCACUUUGUAAUAUAUAUAUAUAUAUAUAUAUAUAUUUUUUUUUUACUUUGAAGUUUUAAAUCAUUAUGUUUUAAUAAUCUUUUGUCAUGCAUUAAAGAAGCACACUUGAUUACAA